Ostrinia nubilalis (European corn borer) is the source of this 1617-nucleotide messenger RNA. RefSeq names its product ribosome-releasing factor 2, mitochondrial-like. The transcript has 3 exons. NCBI's taxonomy places the organism in Eukaryota, Metazoa, Arthropoda, Insecta, Lepidoptera, Crambidae. Gene Ontology annotation, biological process: ribosome disassembly; mitochondrial translation. Gene Ontology annotation, cellular component: mitochondrion. Bases 1 to 276 code for a protein of 91 amino acids. The record is from RefSeq and is a predicted model, not a curated record. Gene Ontology annotation, molecular function: GTPase activity.
AUGAACAGGCCUGGCCUGGUAGUGUGUCCUGAAAGCCACGCGGCGCGAGUGUUGACCGACCUCACGCGGCGCCGCGCUGAGAUCAGACACAUACAGCUGCGACACCAGAACAAGGUGAUCGAGUGCCUAGCACCGCUGUCCGAAUUGCUGGGCUACUCGACGACACUCCGGUCUCUGAGCUCGGGACUGGCAUCCUUCUCCAUGGAGUUCCACUCCAACCGCCAGAUGGCACCGCACGAUGAGGAGAAGGCCAUCAGGAACGUCACCGGCUUCUGAUGUCACAGUGACGCGGCAAGAAGUUUUGUUGUUUUGGACUUUAAUGCAAGACGGUAAAGUUCAUAAUGGAUAGGCAAUACGGCAAGAACGGAAGGAUAGUUUAGUGGCGAAAGUAAAUAGUGGCUAGGGAUAAAGCCUGAGGGAGAUCGAAUAAAUAGUAGAAAGAGUCAGGUGCGUUUUUAAAAAUGACCUCAUUUACGGAGCAUAUAGAUAUUUUUAUUAGAGAUGAAACGGAUAUCCGGUAACUAUCCGGUAGGCCGGAUAUCCGGCCUAAAUUUACUAUCCGGCCGGAUACCGGAUAGUAAGUAGAGAUGAAACGGAUAGUUGUUUGGCCGGAUACCGGAUACCGGAUAUCCGGCCAGCUACUAGUAAGUCACUAUCCGGCCGGAUACCGGAUAUUAAAAAACUACGACAAUUUCCUAUUAAUAAAAUGAAUGACAUUAAUCUUUGAAGUAAAAUCAAUAAAAUAUCAAUAAAAUGGCUUACAAUAAUGACGGCUUUUAUUUAAAGUCCAAAAAGUUACAAAAAAGCCACAUUAAGGCCUUUCAAAACUAAUUUUUUUUCGAGGCUAUUCACUCUAAUCACAGCUCUAAUGACGAAUACGUAAAUACCUGUUAAUGUCGAAAUGUUUCCCAAUAAAAUGGGCGAUUUUUUUUCACUGAUGGUCUGAUGACAUGAUGCAACUAAUUAAAUUUUCACCAUUCAAUUACACACUCACGAUUGCAACCGAAAUUGAAUUGAUCUGCCCCCUAGACAAGUGGCAAAAUCUGUAAUUCUAUUCGAACGGAUUCGAUUUUCGAAAAGUUUGACUAGUCUAGAGACCCACUGAUCGCGUUCGGCGUUCGAAGCACCUGUGCGGCGCUAUAAAUACUCGUCACGACAUGCAACGAGACAAUGGGCCAACUAUCCGGCCGCCGGAUAUCCGGCUGUCCGGCCUAACAGUUGGCCGGAUAUCCGGUAUCCGGCCAAACAACUAUCCGUUUCAUCUCUAAUUUUUAUUAAAUCAUUGUAAACGUGAAUUUUUAAACGUUUGCACCCCACGUGUAUCAAUAAUAUUGGGACGUUACACUUGAAAUCACGUCCAAAUUCACUAUUUAGUGUUGUAAAUAGCUUUAUCCAUAACAUGAUGUGGCUAGUGCAUACGAUAAUAUGCUGUGAUUUAAUUUUAUUUUGUUAUCUUAGUUAUAAACGGCUGUUAUCAUAUUACGAAUAAACUAUAACGUCUACUUUGCAUUAUUUUAUAAAUAAUACAAGUUAAUAAUCAAAUCACUGUAUAAACCUUUAUUUAACAUGAUAAUGUUCAGACAAAAAUUUAAAUAAACGAAAAUACAUACACAUUCA